GCGACGUCAGAGCGCGGCAGCGCGGCAGAGACGGGCCGGGGGCUGCGGGCGCCAUGAGCAAAGCGCACCCGCCCGAGCUGAAAAAGUUCAUGGACAAGAAGCUGUCGUUGAAGCUGAACGGCGGCCGGCACGUGCAGGGCAUCCUGCGGGGCUUCGACCCCUUCAUGAACCUGGUGAUCGACGAGUGCGUGGAGAUGGCGGCGGGCGGGCAGCAGAACAACAUCGGCAUGGUGGUGAUCCGAGGGAACAGCAUCAUCAUGCUGGAAGCUUUGGAACGAGUAUGAACCCCUGGAAAACCCCAAAUCCCCACCCACCCCUUCCAUUCCCUCGUCCACGAUGCCGCCCAGGAGUGAACAAUUAUUUUGGUUUUGUUAUUAAAUCAGUUUUGUAAUGGUUGACCUAACUCAAGCCUUUCUCAUACCAAUUUUUGGCAGCUGGGUGUUAAUUCCGCUCCCAACCCUGGGAAAACUCAUGGAAAACCUUUUCAUUUAUGGGAGUGGGUGUUAAAUUUGUGCUAUUUUUGGUGGUUCUCUCUUUCAAAACAUGGACACUUAACAAUUCUUUAUUAACUCCUUCAUACCUGAACACAGUGAUGGAUAUUGGUGGUUUUUCCUCUUUCCCACCCACUUUGGCAGCUCCCAGCAGCUCAUCUUCUCCCUGAGGAAUUUUUCUUUGGCAGGAAAAGUUGUCCCAGCUUACCUGGGAACGCUUCACUGCUCCUGUUCCCUCCUGAGCUGGCCACACAGGUGGCACUGGGGGACAUCAAGAUGAGAUAUGGGGAGGAAUUUUGUCAUGGAAGGAAAGAGUUGUCCAGCCUAGGCUGUGGCAGAGUCAGAAUCCCUGAAAGUUUCCAAAAAACACAUGGACGCGGCACUUGAGGAAAUCGUUAACGGUGAACGCAGUUGGGUU
This is a messenger RNA of Melospiza georgiana, 909 nucleotides long. RefSeq names its product small nuclear ribonucleoprotein polypeptide G (gene SNRPG). Gene Ontology annotation, molecular function: RNA binding. NCBI's taxonomy places the organism in Eukaryota, Metazoa, Chordata, Aves, Passeriformes, Passerellidae. The transcript has 4 exons. Gene Ontology annotation, biological process: mRNA splicing, via spliceosome; spliceosomal snRNP assembly. The coding region runs from base 54 to 284 and encodes 76 amino acids. The record is from RefSeq and is a predicted model, not a curated record. Gene Ontology annotation, cellular component: U4 snRNP; U2 snRNP; U5 snRNP.